Molecule: messenger RNA, 1212 nt
Organism: Yamadazyma tenuis ATCC 10573
Lineage: Eukaryota; Fungi; Ascomycota; Pichiomycetes; Serinales; Debaryomycetaceae
Gene: SAL6
Product: Sal6p
Biological process (GO): chromosome segregation; regulation of mitotic cell cycle
Cellular component (GO): nucleus; cytoplasm
Molecular function (GO): protein serine/threonine phosphatase activity
Source: RefSeq, a predicted model, not a curated record
AUGUCUCCUGUUUUCACCAGCCUCGAGUACAAGGACAGUGACCUGCUCCUGUCGCUCGGAUCGUUCUCAAGCCUGCCCAAAGCCACCAGUUUUCAGUACGAGACUGAAGGCAUUAUUGGCAACUUGGACCCGAUUUCAGAGUCGCUGGAAAAUUCUCCCACUCCUGACGAGGCCAUCAAGGUCACAGUGCAGAAGUUAUCACAGGUGACAUUGGCGUCUUCUUCGUCGUCUGAUGUUCUGCCUCCUUUGACCCCCGUCAGCCGCAGAGGCUCCUACCCCGUGGAUAUUGAUGCAAUAAUCACCCGUUUGAUAAAAAUCGGCAACGAUAAACCUGCCAAAAAGUCCAAAUUGAGCAGGGAUAAGUUGCCAUUUACCUCCGAGGAAAUCAAGUAUAUUUUGAACAAGUCCAGGUCCAUCUUUUUGGACCAACCGACAUUAUUACGGUUGGCUCCUCCUGUGAAAGUGUUGGGAGACUUGCAUGGCCAAUAUACUGAUCUUAUUCGGAUUUUCAACAAAUGUGGAUAUCCUCCUCACAGCAACUACUUGUUCUUGGGGGACUACGUUGAUCGAGGUCACAAGUCCUUGGAAACCAUCUUGUUGUUGUUGUGCUAUAAGAUCAAGUAUCCUGAGAAUUUUUUCAUGUUGAGAGGUAAUCACGAAAGUGCCAACAUCACCAAAAUCUACGGGUUUUAUGAUGAGUGUAAGAGACGGUUGCCCAGCUUGACUGGAAAUCAUAAGAUGUGGAAGAUGUUUGUAGAUGUUUUCAACAGUUUACCCAUUGCUGCCACCAUCAACGAUAAAAUCUUUUGUAUCCAUGGAGGCUUAUCGCCCGAUUUACACAAUUUGAAGCAGAUUGAAGACAUUAAACGUCCUACAGAUGUCCCUGAUAAAGGAUUAUUGGCUGACUUAUUGUGGUCAGAUCCUGAUCCUUCUGUUAAGAAUUUCUCAUUGAAAAAUUGGCCCAAGAAUGACAGAGGAGUAUCGUAUUGUUUCGGAAGAAAACAUGUCGACCACUUCUGUGCCACCUUUGGAUUUGAAUUGAUUGUGCGUGGUCAUAUGGUUGUUGAAGACGGCUACGAGUUUUUUGAUAAACGGAAGUUGGUGACGAUAUUUUCGGCCCCCAACUAUUGUGGUGAAUUCAACAACUACGGGGCUGUGAUGAGUGUGGACAGAUCACUCUGUUGCUCAUUUGAUCUCUUGAAACCCCUUUAG